Microsporum canis CBS 113480 is the source of this 780-nucleotide messenger RNA. Its product is annotated as ubiquitin C-terminal hydrolase L3. Gene Ontology annotation, cellular component: cytoplasm. The transcript is spliced from 2 exons. Gene Ontology annotation, biological process: ubiquitin-dependent protein catabolic process; protein deubiquitination. The coding region runs from base 1 to 780 and encodes 259 amino acids. Lineage: Eukaryota; Fungi; Ascomycota; Eurotiomycetes; Onygenales; Arthrodermataceae. The record is from RefSeq and is a predicted model, not a curated record. Gene Ontology annotation, molecular function: cysteine-type deubiquitinase activity.
AUGGCAGACGCAAACACAGCGGAGAUACAGUACAUCGAUGGAGUCAAGACUCUGGUUCCUCUAGCAAGGUUAGAGAACAACCCAGAGGUGAUGUCCCACCUUAUCCAUGAGCUGGGCGUGUCUCCCAAGCUGGGGUUCUACGAUAUCUACAGCAUUGAUGACCCGGACCUACUGGCUUUUAUCCCGCGUCCUGUCUACGGCCUCAUCUUCAUCUGUCCUCAUGAUGUCUAUGUCCGUACUCGCGAAAGUAUGGGCACUGACAACAUGCCUGAAUACACUGGCUCAGGACCAGACGAACCCGUGAUGUGGUUUAGACAGACCAUCAAGAAUACCUGUGGGCUAAUGGCUCUAAUCCACUGCAUCAGCAACGGGGAGGCAAGGGAAUAUAUCCCCGCAGGAUCUGAACUAGACAAGUUGUUUAAGACAGCCGUGGAUCUGGCUCCUACUGAACGCGCCCAGUUGCUAUAUGAUUCCACACUGCUAGAAAGAGCACAUCGCUCGGCCGCGAGAAGGGGAGACAGUGCUGUUCCGGCCCCUGACGACAAGUGUGGUUUCCAUUACAUCUGCUUCGUGAGGGGUUCGGACGGCCAUCUGUGGGAUUUGGAAGGUGGGGUGAAGGGCCCGAUCGAUCGAGGGCUUCUGGACGAGGGCCAGGACGGGCUGAGCGAGAAAGCUCUCGAGCUUGGGGUUCGAGCGUUUCUCAAGCAUCAAAACGAUGCAGGGAAGGGGGUUGAUGCAUCCGGCUUCAGCAUUGUGGCUCUGGCACCAAGCAUGGAUUGA